Linum tenue is the source of this 723-nucleotide messenger RNA. Lineage: Eukaryota; Viridiplantae; Streptophyta; Magnoliopsida; Malpighiales; Linaceae. The record is from the annotation of a GenBank genome assembly.
AUGGUCUUCAGCAGUCAACAGCUACACUACUCCGACUACUCUUCCUCAUCAUCCCCAGUGUCCGACUGCACCGGCACGCCUUCGUCGGCGGUGAAUAAUCACAGCCACCACCAGCUGGCGGCGGAGGUGCCGAAGAAGCGGACAGGGAGGAGGGUGUUCAGGGAGACGCGCCACCCGGUGUACCGAGGCGUGAGGAGCCGGAAAGGCGGCAAGUGGGUCUGCGAGCUCCGAGAGCCCGUCACCGGGACGCGCGUCUGGCUCGGAACCUACACAAACCCUGAAAUGGCGGCCCGAGCUCAUGACGUGGCAGCGCUGGCGUACCGCGGGAAGUCCGCCUGCCUCAACUUCGCCGACUCCGCCUGGCGCCUCCCGGUUCCGGCUACCACCGACCAGAUCGAAAUCAGGCGGGCGGCGGCCGAGGCAGCCGAGUUGUUUCGCCCCCGCUCCCCCGCGGCGGCGCCGGCGGCGGAUGAACGGGAUUAUAGUACAAGUGAGAAUGGUGGGACUGAUGACAGUGAUGUUGACGUGUUCAGUUAUGUGGAGGAGGUGGAACUGGUGCGGAUGCCGGAGUUGCUGCCGGAGAUGGUGGAAGGGCUGCUUAUUAUGUCGUCGCCGGUUAGCUACGGAGCCGAAAGCGACGGGUGGAGCUACGUGGAGAGCUGCGGUAAUGAUAAUAAUGAUGAUGCUGUUGCUGAUUAUGAUUGGUCGCUGUGGAAUUAUUAG